Molecule: messenger RNA, 1251 nt
Organism: Dreissena polymorpha
Lineage: Eukaryota; Metazoa; Mollusca; Bivalvia; Myida; Dreissenidae
Exons: 11
Coding region: 6-662 (218 amino acids)
Biological process (GO): protein deubiquitination
Molecular function (GO): cysteine-type deubiquitinase activity
Source: RefSeq, a predicted model, not a curated record
AUAGGAUGAAUGAGGAAACCAACAUGUUGCUGUUCGAAAUGCCUCAAAGAAGUUUGUUGACAGUUUCAUUAUGCAUGCAAGAAUUCUGCAAAACACAAAUUCUGGGGAGAGAUGACUUAGUGCUUUGCACUUCUUGCAACAAUCGUACAUGGUCAAUCAUGAGUUAUGAGUUUGAGGCAGUUAACUCUCCAUUCAUCAUGGUUCAGAUGAAAAGAUUCCAGAGGCUUGGAGAUAGACAUUCUAAAGUUCUUAGUCGCGUGCACUUAGAAAGGGUUUUGCGGAUUGGAACAGAGAGACCCAGCUAUUACAGACUUGCUGCAAUUCAGUGUCAUAUUGGUGAUAGCUUGCGAAUGGGCCAUUAUGUCACAGUCCUUAUACUCCCAAGUGGUGAUGUAUUGUUGUGUGAUGACUUCAGUGUGAAAAAAAAGCCAGACAGUUUCAUAGAACAAAAAAUGGUUCAGGAAUCCUGCUACUUAAUAUACUACGAACAGUUGACAGUCCACAACUGCUACUUAGACUUGGAUGUAAAAGAAGAUGAUGCUGAAGACACAUUUUUGGGAAGCAUAAGACGAUUAGAUGGCAAUACUUUUGUGGCAGCACAUUUCAACAUGAUGGUCAAUGCCUCAGACAUCAAUAUACACUUUUCGACACUAACUGGUUAAAUGACAAAGUUGUUUACAUCUACUUCCGAAUUAUUCAUGCUUCUUGCUCAUGGAUCUCCGUUGUCGACCCGAUGUUUAUCACUGCCCUAAACGAGGGGAGAUCAUCAGCUGCCAAAAAGUUUCUGACACCACAGCACCUCCAAGCUAACCAAGUUCUAAUACCUUGUGUUUUAGAAGGCCACUGGACUUUUAUCGUGCUUGACAUUGCCGGCAAGACUAUGACGUUAGUUGACUCCGGAAAUGCUAGAGAUAAUGGCUUGACCUUGGUGAGUCAUUUUUUUGAGUCCAUGGACGAAAUGCCUCACAGCUGGACUUUACAACAUAGCAAGGUAUGAUAGCCUAUCAAGACAAAACCUUUAUCUACCGUUCUCUUAUUAAUAUCUAUAAGGUCUAAUUGUAUAUCUUAAAUUGAAACAUUUGCAGACCUGACCACAAAGUUAAAUGUGAUCACUUAAGUCAAUAAUGUAUUGUUAAGUCAAGAUGUACCUUUUGAAUACAGUCAACCUUGGUAUUAGGGACUACACAAGGGAGUAACCAAAUUUGGUCUUUUUAUGAAAUUGCCCUUAAAAAAGACCUUUCUGGAAAAAAA